GCACAUGCGCAGGAACCAUAGAAACAAUCAUGUUUAUAUCCGCUAAGCGGAAUUCAUGCAUAUUUUAUGUUAUGGCUCAAUUUUAACACCGAGGCUGUCCAUUUACACGCAAUAUCUGCAUAGGGAAUAACAUCAGUAACAGAGAACAAAGAUGAGUGACAAUGAGAGUGAAGAUGGAAGGGAUAAAGAGGAGGAGGAAGAAGAGACACUGAAGUAUGCUCCUGCCAUCAGCGCUCUCCCUCCCAAGGUCAUUCAGCAGGAGGAGAGUCAGGUGGAGGUUUCUGCUAGCCCCGCCUUCCAGUGUCUAGAAGAGCUCUUUCAAGAAGGAAGAUUGACUGGGACCAAGGUAGCAUUUUUGAAGUCAAAGUAUACAGAACUACAUGACACUUUGAAAAACACUAGAGAAAAUGAAACUAACUUACUGAAAAAGGCAAAAGAGUUCACAGUGACCUUGGACAAACAGAGAAGUGAGCUAGAAAAGGGAGAUAAUUUUCCAGCAGGUUCUAAUGCUAAUGAAGUGACAAAACUCAGGGAACAGUAUCUGAAGUUCAGAAAUGAGACAGAAAAAGCUGAAGAUCGGAAAUACCAGGUGGAAUACAGACUGGAAAUUCUUACCGAAGAGAAGAAAAUCAUGGAAAGAGAAUAUUCAAGGAUGCCCAAGCAAGGGGAAAUAGAAAAGAAAAUAAAGGAAUUACAGGCGGCUUGUGAAGAAAUGAAAAAGGAAAUCAACAACCGCCAGCUGGAGGCGAAGACGCUGAAGGAGGACGUGGAAGACACAAAACGCGGAAAUGUGUUGGAGGCAAAGGAACUGGAAAAAUCUCAGGACGAAAUGGAGAAAUUAAAGGCUGACUUAGUACAAGUCAACACACUGCCGAAUCAGCUGGCCAAAGAAGCAGACAAACUUAUCAGACAGAAAAAUGAGAUUGAGAAUAGAUGCCGAAGUCUGGAUACUGAAUACCAGGAAGCACUAGAUAUGGUUCAGACGCUGGAGAAGAAACACCGCGAAAUGGACGAGGAACGAUACGAGAUCACAAACGAGUUGAAGAAACAGCAAGACCUGCUCAACCAGCGAGAACGAGAACUAGCGGAACUCAUGAAGGAUUACGAGUAUGCCAAAGACAAAGAGGCCGUGCUAAACGCUGACAGAGCUACAUUAGAUAUGAAUCUAAGGCAUAUACAGCUGGAGAAAAAGAACACCCAUGAUGUGUUGUCAAGGAAAAGUCGUGAGAAGGAAAGAGAUUUGAGGGCUCUAAAGAAAUUAGAACUACAGAUGAAAGUGGCAGAAGAAAAUCUGGCCCACACAAAAACAAUCCAUGAAAAGGUGAUAUCACAAGUGUCAGGGAUGCCAAAGGAUGAUGGAAGUUUACAGAAGAAGAAAGACGAUUUAGCCAAGGAAGUGGAACAGACCAAGAGGGCUUUAGCCACACAGAAUAACUUGACUGCAGUGGAGCAUGUGAAGUUGGAGAAGAGUGCAGCUGAUGAGCAGAACCUUUUGUACGAACAAAGUGACCUCCGUAUAGAAGUUGUAGAGCUCACGCGACUGGCAGCCAUUAAGGCUGAUGAAAGAGAGCAGAAGGCUCGGGAUUUUAUGAGGGCGGAGAUGAGAUACCACAAAGCUCGGGAAGACAAAAAGACAAAAGAGUUACAGAUUGUGGACCACAAGAAGAAAUACCAGGAGAUGAUGAUCAAGUUGAAAGACUUUGCCAAACUCUACGAUGUGAUUAAGAAUGAAAGAAACAAAUGUGUGAACCUGAUCCAGACCAGUACACAGAAAGCGGCCGAGAUGAAGGAGAAAAUCAAAAUUCUUCAAAACGAGAUAGAAAUCCUACGCACUGAAGUCAGCAAAAAGGACAAAGAACUUCAGAAGCGACGGCUGAAGCACAUGCACAGUAUUGUCAUGAGGGACGGACUUCGUAAUGAGGUCGCUAAGCAGAACACGAUUUAUGCGGAGAUGAAGUCCACAGUGGAACAGCAGAAGAUGGACCUGUCCAAACUGAACAUGAUGAUGAACCAGGGAGAGGACGAGAGUAGUAAGCUGAGGGAGAGGUACUCUGUGGAGGAGAAAAAGAGAAAUGACAGGGGUUUGAGGCUCAUUCAGAGAGAGGAAGAAGUCUGCAUAUUCUAUGAAAAAGUUAAUAUAGAGGAACAAAUGAUAAGAAAUGGCAAUGUGGAGCUCCAAGCUAGAGAAGAGGAGAUCCGAUUCAUUAAAAUGGCUCUGAAUGAGGAGAAGAGGAAGCAAGAGUUGCUAUGGAAACAGCUGCCCAAUAAGAGGUCUCUGGAGGAGGAGCUAGUGACGUUACAAAUUCAGUUACAGCAGUGUCAGGACAGAAUGCUGGAGCUGGAGAAGAAGCUGGAGGAUCCGUACGAUGAGAGUCGCGUCCGGUACCUCGAGGGGAAGGACCUGCCACCGGCUAAACUACAGGAUAAAGUAGAGGAUCUUGAAGCCAGGUUAGCAGAAAAAGAAGAACAAAUGUUAGAAAAAGAUUUGAUAUUUGAACAAGUGAAUCGACUUGUGGACAGAGUGAAAAACAAAGCAGAAGGAGGAAAGGAAGACACGCUGGAGCUAGCUAAAAAGGUUAAUGAAUUACAAGCAAAAAUUAAGGAAACGACUCGUAAAAUGAUGGCUUUAGUGUCUGAACUUUCAAUGAACCAAGCUAAUGCAUUAAAGUUGCAACAAAAUCUGAAGGAGAAGGAGGCGGACUUAGAACAGUGCUAUAUUCGUAUGGAGAAAGGUGAACCACCUAGUGAUGAAAUCGAGGGAGAGUGGUUGAAGGUCUUACGAGACGAUGAUAGAAGAUCGAGAGACAAGGAGGAGAUCAGAAUGGCGGAGGAGGAGGAGGAACAGUACAAGAUAGCAGGCGGAGUAACCACUACUGCAGAGCCACGUCCCAAUGCUUACAUCCCCGACGACGACAGUGAACUACCUAUUCCACGACCCUACGGAAAACACGCUCCUUUCAAACCGGCAGAAUCUGGAUCCACCAUGCGACACAUUAGAAAACCAGUGCCUAAGCCCAUUGAAAUCUAAACUGUCAAAACUUUUGUUACAAUAUGUUCAUCUGUGUUAAAUGAUGUCCGAGAGUGUUAGUUAACUGGCCAUUCGUGUUCAUUGUUAUGACGUAGGGGGUCACCAGCUGAGAUAUAUCGGAGUUCUUAAUGUUCUGUCCUUUGCAGGUCAGUAUAUGUGCUACCUUUCAAAAUCCAUACAACCCUGCAAAAUGUCAGGACUUUGUGAUGCCGACACAGAAAAUCUUGUCCAGUAAGGUCUAUUUGGUCAGAGACAUAUAUAUAACAUGCUAUACAUGUCUCUGAUUCAGUGUGGAAAUAGACAAAGUUGUCAAAACCUGCAUGCGGUAUUUUAUUUAUUGCUUUGAAGUUUUUAUGACUAAAACCUUAAAGGUACACUGUGAUAUCUUCAUUUUAUAUUUUUCUCCAAUGUUGAAGUAAUAAAAUAUAAAAAUACCUGA
Ostrea edulis (European flat oyster) is the source of this 3467-nucleotide messenger RNA. Its product is annotated as coiled-coil domain-containing protein 146-like. Lineage: Eukaryota; Metazoa; Mollusca; Bivalvia; Ostreida; Ostreidae. Bases 152 to 3028 code for a protein of 958 amino acids. The record is from RefSeq and is a predicted model, not a curated record. The transcript has 18 exons. Gene Ontology annotation, cellular component: cytoskeleton.